AGUCAAAUUGAGUCAAAUUUACUAUGUGCUUUUUAUCCAUAACUAAGUAUAAAAUUUUCGUAUAACUAAAAGAAAAAUGGACUCAUAAUAUUAAGAAGUGCCUGUAUAGUCUAAUAUAGCAAUAAAAAUGGGUACUCAAGAAAUUGGCCUUAGUGUUGCAUCUAAAAUACCAUUCAGUGACUUCUGUAAUCGUUGUGAAUUAUUUCAAAAUGCACCCAAGACUAAAAAGUUCGAUUUUAUGCGAAAUUACAUAAAUUAUUUUAGAAAUUUUGCGGAAGAGUUCAAGUCAGAACAUGCAAACGCGGACGUAAGUUUUUAUCCUGUAUUACGAUUAUUAGUUCCUCAAGCAGAAAGAGAAAGAGGUGCCUAUGGGCUAAAAGAAUCUACUUUAGCGAAGAUUUUAAUUAGGGUUUUAUCAAUAUCCAAAGAAGCUGCGGAUGCCAAAAAAUUGCUCAAUUAUAAAAGUGCGUCGUCAUAUGGGGAUUUUGCCGAAGUCGCCCACAUUGUGUUGAAAUUACGGUGUGCUCAAAAGGGAACUCUAACUGUGGAAGAUGUCAACAAACAUUUGGACAAUAUUGCCAUGAAAUAUGCUGAGCAUGUACAACGGGAAGUAGAUGAUGAAUUAAUUUCAAUGAUGCGAUCAAUGACUGCUUUAGAAGUAAAAUGGCUUAUCCGAAUCAUAUUGAAGGAUAUGAAAUUUAACAUAGCACAGAAUUCGAUCCUAAAAUUGUACCAUAUAGAUGCCCCUGAGUUAUUCGACGUUAGUAAUAGCUUACUCAAGGUUUGUACAACGCUUAACAAUCCCGCUGAUCGCCUGCAUAAAUUGGAAAUAGAAUUGUUUUGCCCGUUUCGGCCAAUGCUAUCAAAAAGAUUGGACAUAGCUGAAAUACAAAAACAUAUUAAAUCAGGCGUAAAAUACUAUUUGGAAACUAAAUUCGACGGAGAGAGAUUUCAAAUUCAUAUGUUGAAUGGCCGAUAUAAAUAUUUUUCUAGAAAUGGUUUUUGUUUUACGCAAGAGUAUGGUGCUUCAGCUAAGGAAGGCAUGCUAACCCCUAAAAUAGAUUCUCUUUUAAAACCUAAUGUUAAAAGUUUUAUAUUGGAUGGAGAAAUGAUGGGCUGGAAUAAACACAAAAAAUGCUUUGGAUCUAAAGGUAUGAAUUUCGACGUUAAGAAGCUAGUGAGUGAUUCUGUUCAUCAGCCGUGUUUUUGCGUGUUCGACAUCACAUAUUUCAAUAAUGAAGUAUUAACGGAUAAACCACUAUCGGACAGAUUAAAAAUUCUGGACGAAAUAUUUGAAGAAUCGGAAGGGGUUUUAAUACAGAGCAAGAAAACGGAAGCAACAUUUGCAGAACAGGUAAUCGAAGCUCUCAAUACCGCGAUUGACAAAAACGAAGAGGGUAUAGUUAUGAAAAUUUCAAAUUCGAUCUACAAACCUAAUAGUAGAAAUGCUGGCUGGUUUAAAAUAAAACCAGAGUAUACAGCCGGCAUUCUAUCAGAACUAGAUUUAUUAAUUAUUGGAGGAUAUUAUGGUGAAGGAAAAACGAAGGGUAGAAUAAGCAGUUUUUUGCUUGGAGUUGCUGUAGUGGAUGAACCUGAAGAGUCUACACCAUGCAUGUUUUACUCAGUCGGCCGUGUUGGCAUAGGAUUUACAGCAGAUGAAUUAAAUGAAUUAACUCGAUCUUUACGUCCCUAUUGGAAGACGACGCCUCCAACCGGUAAUAGACCAAAUCGUCGAAUACGCGAAUGUCCACCAAACUUAGCUUGGACUAAAGAGGCACCCGAUGUAUGGAUUGAACCUAAAAAUUCGCGCAUUUUGCAGGUAAAAGCAACCGAGUUGAUUCGUACUACUGCAUUCAAAACCAAUUAUACUCUUAGAUUCCCUAGAGUUGAGAAAAUUCGUUAUGAUAAACCCUGGCAUAGUUGCAUGACUCUUAACGAAUUUAACAACUUGAUAAAGAAUUACAGCAACGUUGAGAAAUUAACAACAAGACACAUAAAUAUAAAUGAUAUCGAACAAGAUGUUAAUACCAGUUCAAAGAGUCCUAGAAAACAAACCAGAAUAGAACCGGCACCAAUUUCACUACAAUUAGAUUCUAAAAAGAUAAAAAUUAUUUCUAAUUUGCUAGAGGGAAAAGAAUUCUGUGUACUAACAGGAACGCCAGAAUUAACGAAGCCUGAGAUAGAGAAGAAAAUUAUUGAGAAUGGUGGUGCAGUUGUACAAAAUGCAGGUCCAAAAACUAAUUGUGUAUUAGUGGGAAAAAUUUCAAUGCGUGUCACUAGCCACAUAAAUUUACUUAAAGUUAAUGAAACUGAAGAUGCGACUGAUGUAGUACAUGUGUCUUGGUUAUUGAGAUGUUUUCAAAAAUGUGUCCUUUUGCCUUAUAGACCAUCCGAAGUAUUAGGGGCUACCGAAGCAACCCAAGACGAGUUACUACUUUUGUAUGAUAAUUAUGGUGAUAGUUUUACGGAAGACGCUGAUCUUGAAGAAUUAAAAAAGGCGAUGGAUAAAAUUGAUGAGAUGAAACACAAUAUAUCGCCUACAAAACAGGAAAUUCUAAUGAUGGACCAAGAACUAUUUGAAAAUGGAAUCAAUUCCUACUCGCCCCUACGGCACGUUGUCGCUUAUCUUCUGAUUCCGCCGAUUUCUGAGAUUGAUUUCGUUGACACCAGCGCAUAUUAUUUACGGUCAGUCCGGGAGGAAAUUGUAAAAAUGGAUCUGACGAUUUUGGGAGCGCGUGUCGUCGAAGAACCUGACGGGUCAGUCACGCAUUUGAUCAAAAUAUCAAUGGAUUCCCAUAAUAAAGAAAAUGAGGAGAAAUUUAUGCAAGAAAAAACUAAUAUGAUGGUGAGCCAAAUGCCUGACUUGAAAGUUGUAACACCGGAUUGGAUAAAUCAAUGUCUGCAGGAAAGAUGUUGCCUUUAG
Ctenocephalides felis (cat flea) is the source of this 2923-nucleotide messenger RNA. RefSeq names its product DNA ligase 4-like. Gene Ontology annotation, molecular function: DNA ligase (ATP) activity; ATP binding; DNA binding. NCBI's taxonomy places the organism in Eukaryota, Metazoa, Arthropoda, Insecta, Siphonaptera, Pulicidae. Gene Ontology annotation, cellular component: DNA ligase IV complex; DNA-dependent protein kinase-DNA ligase 4 complex. Gene Ontology annotation, biological process: DNA biosynthetic process; nucleotide-excision repair, DNA gap filling; DNA recombination. The transcript has 16 exons. The record is from RefSeq and is a predicted model, not a curated record. Bases 128 to 2923 code for a protein of 931 amino acids.